AUGCUGAGCUCAUCGACUCGUCGUCUAAUUUUCCAUCGAUUCUCCUCUUCGGCCAAACAAUCCGCUAAAUUCGAUCUCAAAAAAUUCGACUUAUACAAACUCGCCAAAGGCCCGAAUUCGACAACUACACUAACCAAGGAAGAUGGAUUGUAUUACUACACUCAAAUGAAGACUUGUAGAGAAAUGGAACUCGCUUGCUCACCACUAUUCCGGGAUAAAUACAUCAAUGCCUCGUGUCAUUUGUACAGUGGACAAGAAGCUUGUGCAGCCGGUAUUUUAGCCGGGUUAAAGUAUGAGGAUAAGGUGAUUGGGAGUUAUCGUGGACAUGCUUGGGCACAUUUAUGCGGAGCUACUGUCAGACACGUGUUGGCUGAGUGUACUGGUGAGUUUGACUAGAGUCUAGUUUCGGUUUAGUGCUAGUUUCAAUGGUAUUGAAGAAUAACUUGUACUUUAAAGGCUACCAGAAACGAUAGAUAAACUAGAGUCUAGUCUACGGAGGUGUACAUUGUACACUGUACAAUGAGUCAACUAAGUAAAGUCUAGCUUAGUUUUCAAAGUGACAAACUAGAAAAAUAUGAUGACUAGAGUCUAUUUUGUUUUUCGAAGGAGAAAAAUAAGUUGGAAUUUUCAAAUAUCAAAAUUUGUUUCUGACGAAUUUACUAACCUGAGCAACAGAGGUUUUUGAGCAACAAAAUUGCAGGCCGCGCCUCUGGAAACGUGCACGGCAAAGCCGGCUCAAUGCACAUGUACACUGACCGGUAUUUCGGAGGAAAUGGGAUUCUCUGUGGACAAGUUCCAAAUGGAACAGGAAUGGCUUUAGCCAUGAAACUUCGCAAGGAGAAAAAUCUGAUGGUCACGGUGUUUGCCGAAGGAACUUUUAACCAAGGACAAGUUUUCGAGUCAUUUAAUAUGGCAAAAUUGUGGGAUUUACCUGUUUUGUUCGUUUGUGAGAAUAAUCGAUAUUUGAAGUCGACUUUGAGUGAAACAUUGACACCAAAUGCGGAUUAUUAUACAAGGUGAGGAAAAACAUGCAUUUUUUGGAGCUUGGUGUACAAAAAAAAAUUUUUUUGUUUAGCAAUUUUUGCUAAACCACUUUGGUGAAGUGAAGAACUUUUCAGAAAAACCAGACCUGUCGUUUUUGGGCGGCCGGGCCAGAAUUCAAAAAAUGCGGGCUAUCUCGACCCUCCGGCCCUUCUUUUUUUAUGACAAGCUGUUUCAGCCCUUUUUUCGGCCCUUCAGAAAUUUUAGAUGAAAAUUCGGGAUUUUUACAAAUGGAUGAUUUUGCUCAAAUUUUCUGCAUUUGGGCGAAUUUCGUAAAUCAGAAUAACUUAUAUUGGUGUUAGUGCACCAACAUUUCUUCGAAGAACUGUUUUGGUGCAGGAUAGUAAUGGUGAAAAAUUAUAAAUUGAGAAAAUUUUAGAAUUGUAUUUUAAUUUUAAAAAUCCAUAAUUAGAUACACAAAAUUCGAAAGAAACACCAUUGAAAAAUAGUGGAUUUACACAAUAAACUUUGUUGGAAAGGCCGGGCUGAGCCAGCCCAUUUCUCCCUAUUCGGGCUGGCUAGCCCGGCCCUUCAAAUGGCUGGCCCGAGGGCCGCAAAUAGCCGCAAAACACACCUGACGAGACGUGCCCAACAGGGACACUGUACAUUUUUUUCAAAAGUCACACUGCAUUUUUUUUCAAAAAAUAACUUUGUUUCCUUUUCACCAACAUUUAACCUGGGGAAAUAAAUGCGCAUUUAGUUCAGUGGUAGGCCAUUUUGCUAGUGUUCAGAAGGCCCAGGUUCGAAUCUUCAUUCGAACUAAACUUUUUUUUAUUUUUGCUCAACUUCAAAAACAACUUCAGCUUGCUAAUUUUUCGAAGUUUCUCGGUGAAAAUCAACUCAGCAGACUUCGUUUUAGUGUAGUAACACAAUGUGCAGUGUGGAAUUUACGUGACUGCUUAGCAAACCAUAGUGUCACUGAAAUUUCGAAAAAAUUGACUUUCUAUGGAAAAACUUCAAAUUCCACACUGCACAUGGGUAAAUUCGAAAACUACGCUUAAAAAUACACCAACUUUCUGAAUAUACCAACCCUUGAUAUGUGCUCGGAAAAAAAUGCCAUCCGAUUCUUUGUAAUGUCCAUAUUUACCAUUGAAAUGGACACUCCAAAAUAACAGCGAAAUAGGGCAUUUCCACACUGCACUCAUGGUGUUCCACACUACCUAUGACCUUAGAAAUCUAUUGGAAAAAAAUCAACCAUAUCCGUUAAGCCUAAGCUUAGUUAUCCUAACUUCAAAAUUUGAGCAAUGUUGCAACGCAUUCGUUUAAAAACAGUUUCCUUUCCACCAACAUUUUCCCAUUGGGAGAAAAGAGAGAUGUGGCCGAGAGGAUAGCAUUUUAGACUGGCGAGCAUGAGACCAGGGUUCGAAUCCUCCUGCCCGCGGAGUUUUUUUUUCGAAAAACUUAAAAAUUUCACGCUGCACAUUUUUUUUUGAAAAAAAUUUUCACACUGCACAAAAAAUUUGGGACACUCUCUCGUCAGGUGUGCCGCAAAACGACAGGUUUGAGAAAAACAAUAAAAAAAUCAGAAAGCGCGCACAGUCUUCCAAAUUUUCUUCCAGAGGCGACUAUCUUCCCGGAAUCCGCUGCGACGGAAUCGACAUCCUCACAGUUCGUGAAGCCGCCCGUUUUGCUCGCGAAUACAUGAUGGCUGGAAAAGGCCCGCUUCUCCUCGAACUCCAAACCGAAAACCAAGGUCACAUGGAACUUGGCACCGGUCCAACAAGAUGCCCGCCAAAAGAUCCAGUUAUAGAAUUUCAGAAGAAAUUGUUGGAUUCUGGUUUGGCGAGUGAAGACGAGUUGAAGGCAAUCGAUGAGAAGAUCAAGACAAUCGUUGAAUCGGCGUCGAAUCAUGCGAAAACUGAUCCGUUUUUACCGCAUGAUGCGUUGUACACAGAUGUUUUUCACAAUACGCCAAGUCACGAAAUUCGAGAUUGUGUGAGAAUUGUGAAGCCGAAAUAUACUGAGACUAGACAAAUGACUUUUGAUCAAGAAUAA
This is a messenger RNA of Caenorhabditis angaria, 3036 nucleotides long. NCBI's taxonomy places the organism in Eukaryota, Metazoa, Nematoda, Chromadorea, Rhabditida, Rhabditidae. The record is from the annotation of a GenBank genome assembly.